CGUUCGUCUUUGGAUUUUGACAAUUACCGUUCAAAGUACGUUGAAAUAGUGCACAUUUCAUCAAAAACGUUUCGUAAUUAUUGUUCAAGUAAACGCAUUCGUUAUAAUAUACGUUCUUCACCGCAUUUUGAGUCGUCCAGUUCAGUGCGUAGCGAGCCUGUGUUGGUGUGUGCGUGUGCUGCGAAAAGCAUCGAUAUUACGCGGCAGAGAGUAGUAUCGGACGGCUCUAAUCGCGUCAUUGCUGUACUAAAUUUGCCGUAUUCCGCCAUUUUGAAAGCUGCGAGUUGAAAGUGGAAUUUGGACGCGUUGCUGGAUUUUCGAUUUCAAUAUGAAGCGCCAAAAAUGAUUGCAACGUUUGCGUCGUCAUCGUCUUGAAAACAGUUUUCUUUCCAUUGAUUUAAUUAAGAGCAACGGCAAGCGUUGAAACAAUUGGAGCAAAACAAGAAAAACAAAACAACUCUGAACAAAAAGAGCGCACGGCGCUUAAUUAAAAGUUUUAAGUAGCAGAAAGCACACCUAAUAUUACAUACAUAAACCUACAUACACCAGCACCUAUAAGUAUAUAAUAUAUAUACACACACUCACACUUACACACACACAUAUACACACACAUAAAAGGAGCGGUGACAAGUGCAACUACAUCAUAAAAUAGAAACAACAACAAAGAAACAAAAUGGACAAAAAUCUACUGAUGCCGAAGCGUUCGCGCAUUGAUGUUAAAGGCAGCUUCGCUAAUGGACCGCUACAGGCGCGACCGCUGGUAGCGUUACUGGAUGGACGUGAUUGCUCGAUUGAGAUGCCCAUACUUAAGGAUGUGGCUACAGUGGCCUUUUGCGAUGCACAAAGCACAUCUGAAAUACACGAGAAGGUGCUCAACGAAGCUGUGGGCGCGCUCAUGUGGCACACCAUAAUUUUAACGAAGGAAGAUCUAGAGAAAUUCAAAGCUUUACGCAUCAUUGUGCGCAUAGGCAGCGGCACAGACAACAUCGAUGUUAAAGCAGCGGGCGAACUGGGCAUCGCAGUGUGCAAUGUACCCGGCUAUGGCGUCGAGGAAGUGGCGGACACAACAAUGUGCUUGAUCUUGAAUCUGUACCGACGCACGUAUUGGCUGGCGAAUAUGGUGCGUGAGGGAAAGAAAUUUACGGGUCCCGAGCAAGUGCGAGAGGCGGCGCAUGGCUGCGCACGCAUACGUGGCGAUACAUUAGGCUUAGUUGGACUGGGUCGCAUUGGCAGCGCAGUGGCCUUGAGAGCAAAAGCCUUUGGCUUUAAUGUUAUCUUCUAUGAUCCCUAUCUUCCCGAUGGUAUUGAUAAAUCGCUGGGACUCACACGCGUCUAUACGCUGCAAGAUCUGCUUUUCCAAUCAGAUUGCGUCUCACUGCAUUGCACGCUCAACGAGCACAAUCAUCAUUUAAUCAAUGAAUUCACAAUUAAACAGAUGCGACCUGGUGCAUUUCUGGUGAACACCGCCCGCGGCGGUCUGGUCGAUGACGAGACCUUGGCUUUGGCACUGAAACAGGGCAGAAUACGGGCGGCCGCAUUGGAUGUACACGAAAACGAACCUUACAAUGGCACGCUGAAAGAUGCUCCUAAUCUGAUUUGUACGCCACAUGCCGCCUUCUUCAGCGAUGCAUCGGCAACGGAGCUGCGUGAAAUGGCAGCCACCGAAAUUCGGCGAGCUAUUGUCGGUAAUAUUCCAGAUGUGCUGAGGAAUUGCGUUAACAAGGAGUACUUCAUGCGCACGCCGCCAACUGCUGCGGCCGCCGGCGUUGCGGCGGCUGUUUAUCCCGAAGGAUUAAAUGGCGGCUAUUAUACAGGCGCAUUGCAUCAUCGGGCACACAGCACCACACCGCAUGAUGGUCCCCACAGUACAACGAAUGUGGGCGGGUCUGCCCUGGCAGCACCGCCGCCACUGCAAGCUUCGAGUGUGGCCGCAGCUACCGCUGCUGUCGCGGCUGCAGCAGCAGCGGCUGCCGCUCUUCUGCCCUCGCCAGUGCCCCCACAGCCGUCGUCCGCUGCUGGUUUGCCAACGGUGCCGCAUUUGUCGCCCCAAGUUGGUGGAUUGCCGCUCGGAAUUGUAAGUAGUCAAGCGCCCCUGAGUGCGCCCGACCCUAAUAAUCAUCUGUCAUCGAUCAUUAUGAAUGAAGUGAAGGCCGAGGCAACAUCGGAGACCCCGUAGUGUGUGCAGCUUAAGACGCAGUAUGGCAUGGCAUCAAGUGGAGGGAGGAGGAGGAGGGCUGAAGUCGUCCUCGGCGAGAAACAAUUGUAAUUGUGAAGUUCUACAGCAGCAGCCCAUUCCCGCCAAUUGAACGUAGACGAGCAACUUAUACUUUGCAUUAUCCGACGCAGACAGUAGUCAGGGCUUAUUGUGCAGCAUUCACAGAUUCAAGCACUUAGAUUCAAAUGAUGUACACCACACAUACACACACACUCAACUCGUUCUUGAUUGUGUUUGCCAGACUGCAGCUCUCGAUUUGAACUCAAUUAGUUUCUAUGUUGCAAACUAAGGCUUGUUCCAGCAUCACCUACAACAGUGCCACAAUACAUGCACACACGCACGCACGCACGCAACGCCCCCCAAAUGCCUCAAGAUUAACUACAUACAUAUUUAGAAUUUAAUUUGUAACUACAAACCUAGAAUUCUACACUUCAAUUUAAGAUUCUUAUUUGCAAUGCAGCAAAUUCUAAUUGAAAAUAUGUUAAUACAUAUACAUAAGCGCAAACACAAAUGUUGGAAAUUUUUAACUAAAAAAAAGAUACAAAAUUAUGACAUACACACAACAAAAGAGAAAAGUUUAGUUCUUAAGCUAAGUUUAAAGUAAUAAUAAAAAGCAAGUAAAUAAGUGUAAAUA
Molecule: messenger RNA, 2849 nt
Organism: Scaptodrosophila lebanonensis
Lineage: Eukaryota; Metazoa; Arthropoda; Insecta; Diptera; Drosophilidae
Gene: CtBP
Product: C-terminal-binding protein
Exons: 8
Coding region: 674-2176 (500 amino acids)
Molecular function (GO): oxidoreductase activity, acting on the CH-OH group of donors, NAD or NADP as acceptor; transcription corepressor activity; NAD binding
Source: RefSeq, a predicted model, not a curated record